AUGCACACCCUCCUUCUCCUCCUUCUCUUCCCCCUAUCCUGGAUCCUCUACACCACCUACCACCUCUACCACAACUACCAAACCGCGCUGCAAACCCAGCUCCCCCUCAUAAUCCUCCCCUCUAGCCCGGACAACCCCCUCUGGGUCCUCACGCAGCGCUUCAUCCUCCCUCUCAUCCGUCUCCUAUACGGCGAAUGCGAUAUCACGCGCUAUGGCAAACUGGGCUGGGAAUACUACGUCAAGUAUCGUGUGCAUAGAGAGAAGGGAGAUGCGGUUGUGCUUGUGACGCCGGGGUUUAACUGGGUUUAUGUUUGUGAGAAGGAGGCGUUUGUGGAGAUUUUUCGGAAGCGAGAGGGGUUUCCGAGGCCGGCGGAGAUGUUGGCGAUGUUGGAUGUUUUUGGUCCUAAUAUUUCUACCGCCAGCGGAGCAGACUGGCAACGCCAACGCAAAGUCACCGGCGCACAGUUCAACGAACAAAAUAGUAGCACGGUAUGGAUUCAUGCACUAACCCAAGCAAACGAAGUACUAGAAUACUGGAAAACGCUACCAGCACCCAUCCGUCGCAUUCAUAAAGAUACGAGAACGCUGUCUCUUCAUGUGUUAUCGGGCGCUGGGUUUGGUAAACCGUAUUCAUUUACAAAGGCGGCGGAAUCUCCUAAGAAGGGGCAUAUGUUUAAUUAUCGGGAUUCGUUGGCUUUGAUUUUAGAAAAUGCUUUGAUGAUUCUAGUUUUUGGGCCGAAGUUUCUCAGCAACAAAUGGUUGCUGAAGAGGUUUAGUCGUUUGGGUCAAGCUUGUGUGGAUUUCAGGGAUCAUAUGGAGACGAUGGUAAGAGAGGAGAAAGAAGUUAUACAUCAAGGAACAUCUGGGAAUCGGAAUCUCAUUAAUUCGCUAAUCAUGGCGUCUGAUGAAAUGAUUGAGUUGACGGGAGAUAAGGGUAUGGGUGGAAGAGGAUUAACACAGGAUGAGGUGUAUGGCAAUAUAUUUGUGUAUAAUUUUGCUGGACAUGAUACUAUGGCCAUCACGAUGAAUUGGGCUUUGUAUCUCCUUGCUGCCAAUCCAGAAGUUCAGGAAUGGUUGCGCGAGGAGAUACAUGCUGUGGUUAUCAAUGAUGAUACUCAAUCGAAAUAUCAAGAGUAUUAUCCGAAAUUGAAUCGCUGUCUAGCAGUUCUGCUCGAAACUCUUCGGCUCUUAAACCCCCUAAUAGGAAUCGCUAAAUCAACAGGUGCGGAACCGCAACCUCUUACACUCAAUGGAAAAACCAUCGUCAUCCCAUCAAAUACGCGCGUGAUACCUAAUAUCAACGCAAUGCACUCGCAUCCGAAGUAUUGGGGUUCUGAUGCACUUAUCUGGCGUCCUAAUCGAUGGAUUCUCAGUAAGAAAUCCGACUCCGAAACUCGAAUUCAAGAGGAAGAUCUUCCAAAUGAAUCGACAACUCCCAAGUCAACACCAGAAGAAGAAUUUCUCUUCUCGCCACAGAAAGGUACGUAUGUUCCUUGGUCGGAAGGAGCACGCGCGUGUCCGGGGAAAAAAUUUGGGCAGGUGGAAUUUGUGGCGACGAUGGUUUCGUUGUUUAGGAAGCAUCGCAUUGAGGUGGUUCCUGAAAAGGGAGAGAGUGUUGAAGAGGCAAGGAAGAGAGCGGAGAAGAGUGUUUGGGAUAGUGAGAUUGUCUUGUUGUUACAGAUGAAGAAACCGGAAUUGGUGGGUGUGAAAUGGGUGGAGGUUGAGUAG
This is a messenger RNA of Botrytis deweyae, 1728 nucleotides long. RefSeq lists its product as uncharacterized. The record is from RefSeq and is a predicted model, not a curated record. Gene Ontology annotation, molecular function: iron ion binding; oxidoreductase activity, acting on paired donors, with incorporation or reduction of molecular oxygen; heme binding. The transcript has 4 exons. NCBI's taxonomy places the organism in Eukaryota, Fungi, Ascomycota, Leotiomycetes, Helotiales, Sclerotiniaceae. The coding region runs from base 1 to 1728 and encodes 575 amino acids.